Messenger RNA from Parnassius apollo (apollo), 606 nucleotides. NCBI's taxonomy places the organism in Eukaryota, Metazoa, Arthropoda, Insecta, Lepidoptera, Papilionidae. The record is from the annotation of a GenBank genome assembly.
AUGGUCUUGACCAUAGAUUUAAUAAAGAAAAAAAAACAAGCUAGCAAAGUGUGGGUGGAAAAUUUUGCAAGAAGACAUCAACUUAGCUUACGUCAGCCGGAAAAGACGAGUGUAGCGCGCGCUGCUGGCUUUAACCGUGUUCAAGUGCAAAGAUUUUAUGACAACCUUAAAAUAGUCGUAACAAAAUAUAAAUUUGUCGGUAGACAAAUCUAUAACAUGGAUGAAACAGGUCUGCAGACAGUACCAAACAAAUUACCCAAAGUCUAUGCACAAAAAGGGAAAAAAGUUGUGGGAAAAAUAGUUUCUGCAGAACGAGGUCAAACUGUAACAGCUGUCUGCUGUAUGGGAGCUACUGGAUCAUUUGUUCCACCAGCACUGAUUUUUUCAAGAAAGCGCAAGAAUCCAGCCCUGAUGAUAGGAGCUCCAGACGAUUGUCUGCCGCUUGUAUCUGAUUCUGGAUACAUGAAUUCUGAUUUGUUUGUUCAGUGGCUGAACCACUUCAUUCAGAUGGUAAGACCAUCCAAAGAUGUUCCUGUCCUUCUCAUUUUGGAUAACCAUUCCUCUCAUUUGAGCUUACUUGCUAUUGAAUUAGCUAGUGAAAAUUGA